Molecule: messenger RNA, 405 nt
Organism: Meloidogyne enterolobii
Lineage: Eukaryota; Metazoa; Nematoda; Chromadorea; Rhabditida; Meloidogynidae
Source: the annotation of a GenBank genome assembly
AUGAGUCUUGAAUUACAUAUGGGAGAUGAGCGAGUUCGUACGGCAGGAUUAACACCAGCAGAACGAGAUUGGCGCCAAAAAUUUUUGAAAACCGAGCAAUUGCAUCCUGACGAGCCAAUUCAUGUGGACGCCGUGCACCGACAAAUGAAUCCUGUUCGAGUUAUUUAUCGAAUGCCUUGGGAUUACCUCUACAAGCAUUUCCUUCGUCCAACUUUUGGAGCAUACCGAGCUACAAUUAUUCGUGCUUAUGUGCCAAGAGUUAUGAUUUUAUGGACUGUUGCUCUCUGUGGGCAUUAUUAUUGGAAAUACGAAUUGAAGGUAGAUAUGCUCGAUUAUUUAUUUCUAUAUUCAGACAUGGGAACGAGCUCUUGGUGUUGCACCUUUCUACAUGUUGCAAGAUUAUGA